AGACAUCAUUCAGACAAAAAACGGGGAUUCCCCAAAGCACGCAAUAUACAGCCGUGCAAUAAUUUCAUUCCCAAUGGGUUCCACCCCCUAACAUUCAUGCAUUAGCAGCAGACGGAGACAAAGCCUUCAAAGGCGCGGUGGAGUUAAGUGCUAACUCCGGUGGGUCCCAGUCUGCCAAAUUACAGGCUUCGUCACAAUCAGCAUAGACCAUGGCUGAGCCAGGCAAGAAGGCUCAAUGUAGGAGAAGAGGCAGACCCAACAGGAGAAACAACAAAAUGCCCUCCAAUGAUGAGCUGAAGCUUUGCACAGCGUAUCUGUACCGCAAAGACGGCUGUAGCAGAGAGGAUGACUGUAACUCUCUCCAUAUCUGCCGCCACUACAUACUGCAGCCUUGCCGAGCUGGGAGUGCCUGCAAAUUCUCCCACGACCUCAGUGGCAGGCAACCAAGAGCCUUGUUCCGCAGACGAUUUGGGAUUGAGCACCUAGACGGACAAUCGCUGCAUAAAUUCAGGCAGCUUUUUGCUGCAACUCUGAGAAAGCCGCCCACCGAAACCUCAGACCAGGAAGAGCACGGGGACAGUGGGAUAGAGCCCCAGGAAAAGUUGAUGAAUUUCCUGCUGAGUUUCGAGCUUGCUGAUGAAACAUCUUCACAAGAUAAUUAUCAUGAUGACAACGAAGAUUGCUCGAAGGGGAAGGAGCCAUACGGACAGACAACCCAACAAGCUAGGCCGUGGCAGAACAAACAGCCCAAGAUCUGCUCCUUCUUUGUGGACGGGGUCUGCAAAUUCACCUCCCACUGGGGUUUCAGGCACUGCUCCAGUCCAUACCAGUGGCAGAUUCGAGAUGGCAUGUGCGCUGACUGGCUGGACUUCACGCGGCAGCCAAAUGACACAAUCGAGGAACAGUUCUGCGAUGUCAGAAAUGGACAGUUCAGUGGAGCCAUUCUUGCUUGUUCUGAGGAAAACAUGAACAGUGUUUUCUACAAAGUGACGAUAACAUUCGGCGUGGAGUCUUUCGGUGUCAUUAAUAACAACAAGAAUGACAGAGACUUGGAUGUGCGACGUCUUUGCACAGUGUCUGAAGCACAACCAGGCCGUCCCCGGAAGGGUCAUAGCACUCUGUGGACGUGGUACUGGCAGGACACCAACCAAAACUGGAUCAAGUUUCCGAAUUCAGAUUCCUGUUCCCCUUUGUCAAGCAGCCUUGAAAUUGAAAGGAAAUAUCUGAAAUUCGAGAUUCAGAAAGGAUCGCCUCAGUUCGACGUCACUACAAAGCUGGGCGAAUGCCAGAUUGACUUUUCCCAAAUGGAACUGAUGAGUCCAGCGUUGGACUACCCUCAUCCCCUGGCACGAAGACCCAAGUGGAAGCCAUCAUCAGAACAAGGAUCUUGUGAUGGACAAAGUGAUCCUGUGGGCAGAACGGGGCCAAACAAAUCCGGCGCUCCUAAAAAAUCAAGCAUUCGCACCCGAAAACUAUCACGUGGGGGUCUUCAAGACACUCAAGCUGCUUACAACUCUGAAGUGGGUAAGGGUACGGAAAGCUUACUGGGCGUGCCCAGGGAAACAGACGUGCCUCCUUCAAAGAAAGCCUCGUCUGUGCAAAAGGAUUUGUACGUCAAAACAAAGAAGGCUGAAUCCUUGGCCCAUCCCUCAGCAUCGUCAGACACUGGAGCUUCUCUUUCCUCUGAAGAGGGAAGAAAAACUAAAUUCCCAAAAGCUGCAGAGAGGCUUUCCAAAGCUCCCCAGCCUGUUGAACCGGGAGCGCAGUUACUCGCAUCCAAGAAGCCUAAAGCAUUAACGGAUGACCAAUCUGGGGAGCAGUUAGCCAGCUUCCUUAAAGCACGAGCAAGUGAUCUAGGUGAUCAUGAGGAACCAGUGUUGCAAGAAAGCCCCAUGAAGCCGCAGGAAAGUGUCCAAGUUGUCCGACCCAAGACCAAGAACCCAUCAGGUCCAUCCCAGAUCCUUCCACUGAUCUCUUCCACCUCUGACACCACAUUGAUGAAAGACAACCAGGUGAUUGAUCUAGGUGAUCAUGAGGAACCAGUGUUGCAAGAAAGCUCCAUGAAGCCGCAGGAAAGUGUCCAAGUUGUCCGACCCAAGACCAAGAACCCAUCAGGUCCAUCCCAGAUCCUUCCACUGAUCUCUUCCACCUCUGACACCACAUUGACAAAAUACAGCCAGCCGACCCGUCGUCCAAACCAGAGGGAGUUCACCUACAUCUGCCCGUACUUUUUACGGGGCAGGUGCAUACACCAGGAUGAUAAGUACACUCACAAGCGUCACUUCCCUACCCCGUACCAGUGGCAGUUCCUAAACACGAUGGUUCACGGAGCAGACUGGCAGGAUUUUCCCUCCGCUGAGAACGAUCAUGUGGAGAAGUCAUUUUGUGAUGUGCAACGCGGCACCCAUUCCAGUUUAAGUGGUGUACCACCUAUAGGGGACAUCUUUUUUGAAGGAACUCGCAUGCAUGGAUCAACAAUUGACAUUCUCAUCCGUCGCUUGUCCACCUCGUCCAGUAUCUUGAAGAGCAACUGGGAGAACGCGUUCUGCACCGAGUGGAUCUGGUAUUGGCGUGAUGAGACAGGAAAAUGGAUUGUGUAUUCCGAACAGAAUUCCAAAGGCAUACAUGCAGGCAUCGACAGUGCCGCCAUUGAGGAGAAGUUCCUGGUCUAUGAAAGCAAAAAUGGGGAGUCAGUUGUCAACUUUAUGGCUGGGAAUCAACAAUACACACUGGACUUCACUGCAAUGGAGCAGACUAAUGUGCAUUACAGAACACGCCGAGAAGUCCGGCGAAGACCUAAGUUUGUUGCCAUGGACGAGCGCAAGAUGCUGGCAAAGGAGCUAUCUAAAGCGCAAGCAGGUGGUGUUGUCGUGCCAACCACCUGGGAUAAUCGAGGCACACAGACAGAAAUGAAACUGGUCAGGCUGACGGACUACACCAGCCCUGAAUACACCGUCAUCGCCAACUUGUUCUGGGACACCAUGGAUAACAAGGGAAACAUCGUCUCCAUCCAGAGAAUACAAAACCUGGAACUCUGGGAAGACUUCUACAAAAAGGGUGAACGAAUGAAGAAGAAAAAUGGUAGCAAAGUUGUCUCUACCAAGCAGCUAUUUCACGGAACGACGUCAGAAAAAUAUGCUAGCGCCAUCUGCAGUCAGAAUUUUGACUGGCGACUCAGCGGAAGUAACGUUGGUACUCGGUAUGGCAAAGGCAGCUACUUUGCCCGCGACGCUGUCUUCGCCCAUAGCUACACCAAGUCCGACGAUCUCAACCACCGCUAUAUGUUCGUCGCAAAAGUUCUGGUGGGCACCUAUUCAAACGGCCAAUCAGAAUAUACGAGGCCGCCUCCCAAAGACCCGCAGAAGCCACUAGAAGACCUGUAUGAUUCCUGCGUGAACGACACGGCAGAUCCCAAGAUAUAUGUCAUCUUUGAAAAAACCCAGGUGUACCCCGAAUAUCUGAUCAAGUACAGUGAGGUGUCCAGGUACCAGACUGCUCCGACCUACAUGUCUGGCAGCACCGCACCACGAAGCAGAGUUACUCUAACCACCCAAAACCCAUCUACUUCCAGAACCCAAAGCCAAUACACACCCUCCAAUUCUGGGACCCAAAGACCAACCACUACCCCUUCAACUUCAUCUGCCUACUCGCAGAGCGGAUACACCCGUGCAUCUUCUAAUCAGUCCCAACAAAAACAACAAAGCAAGUGCACCAUACAUUUGGGCACAUUAAAUGUUGUUAUUGCAAAGGCGCAGUGGAGUCAAGUGGUAGCUCCGGUGGGCCUCAGUUUGCCAAAUUACAGGCUUCAUCAUAAUCAGCAUAGAUCACGGCUGAGCCGGGCAAGAAGGCUCAACGUAGCAAAAGAGGCAGACCCUACAGGAGUAACAACUAACAACAAAAUGUCCUCCAAAGAUGAGCUGAAGCUUUGCACAGCGUAUCUGUACUACAAAGACGGCUGUAGCAGAGAGAACUACUGUAACUCUCUCCAUAUCUGCCGUCACUACAUACUGCAGUCUUGCCGAGCCGGAAGUGCCUGCAAAUUCUCCCACGACCUCAGUUGCAGGCAACCGCAAGCCUUGUUCCGCAGACAGUUCAGGAUUAAGCACCUAAAUGGUCAGUCACUGCAUAAAUUCAGGGAGCUUUUUGCGGCGACUCUGAGAAAGCCGCCCAUGGGAAGGUCAGACCCCCAGGAAAAGUUGAUGAAUUUCCUGCUGAGUUUCAAGCAUUGUGAUGAAACAUCUUCACAAGAUAAUUAUCGUGAUUGUGAUGACAGUGAAGAUCACUCAAGGGGGAAGGAGCCUUACCGACGGACAACCCAACAAGCUCGGCCCUGGCUGGACAAAUAUCUCAAGAUCUGCUCCUUCUAUGUGAGCGGGGGCUGCAAGUUCACCUCCUCGCACCAGGGUUUCAGGCACUGCUCCAGUCCUUACCAGUGGCAGAUUCGAGAUGGAAGGCGCUCUGACUGGCUGGACUUCACGCGGCAGCCAAAUGACGCAAUCGAGGAACAUUUCUGCGAUGUCAAAAAUGGAGAGUUUAGUGGAGCCAUUCUUGCUUGGUCUGAGAAAAACAUGAAAAGAGUUUUCUACAAAGUGACGAUAACAUUCGGCGUGGAGUCUUUCAGCGUCAGUAGUCACAGGAAUGACAGAGACUUGGAUGUGCGACGUCUUUCCACAGUGUCAGAAGCAGGCCGUCCCCGGAAGGGUCAUAGCACUCUGUGGACGUGGUACUGGCAGGACAUCAACCAAAACUGGAUCAAGUUCCCGAAGUCAGAUUCCUGUUCCCCCUCGUCAAGCAGCCUUGAAAUUGAAAGGAAAUAUCUGAACUUCGAGAUUCAGAAAGGAUCGCCUCAGCUCGACGUCACUACAAGGCUGGGCGAAUGCCAGAUUGACUUUUCCCAAAUGGAACUGACGAGUCCAGCACUGGACUACACUCGUCCCCUGGCACGAAGACCCAAGUGGAAGCCAUCAUCAGAACAAGGAUCUUGUGAUGGACAAAGAUAUUGGCAGUUCUCUAUCCCAAGUGAUCCUGUGGGCAGAACGGGGCCAAACGAAUCCGGCGCUCCUAAAAAAUCAAGCAUUCGCACCCGAAAAGUAUCGUGUGGGGGUCUUCAAGAUACUCGAACUGCUUACAACUCUGAAGUGGGUACGGAAAGCUUACUGGGCGUGCCCUGGGAAACAGACAUGCCUCCUUCAAAGAAAGCCUCGUCUGUGCAAAAGGAUUUGUACGUCAAAACAAAGAAGGCUGAAUCCUUGGCCCAUCCCUCAGCAUGGUCAGACACUGGAGCUUCUCUUUCCUCUGAAGAGGGAAGGAAAACAAAAUUCCCAAAAGCUGCAGAGAGGCUUUCCAAAGCUCCCCAGCCUGUUGAAGCGGGAGCGCAGUUACUCGCAUCCAAGAAGCCAGAAGUCCUAUUUGGGGAGCAGUUAGCCAGAAUUCUUAAAGCACGAGCCAGUGAUCUAGGUGAUCGUGAGGAACCAGCAUUGCAAACCUAUUUGAAGCCUCAAGAAAGUGUCCAAGUUGUCCGACCCAAGACCAGGAACCCAUCAGAUCCAUCCCAGAUUCUUCCACCAGUCUCUCCUACCUCUGAAACCAUGACGAUGAAAGACAACCAGGCGACCCGUCGUCCAAACCAGAGGGAGUUUACCUAUAUCUGCCCGUACUUUUUACGGGGCAGGUGCAUAUACCAGGAUGAUAAGUACACUCACAAGCGUCACUUCCCUACCCCGUACCACUGGCAGUUCCUGGACACGACGGUUGAAGUCAGGGAAUGGCAGGACAUUCCUUCCACUGAGAAUGAUCGUGUGGAGAGGUCAUUUUGUGAUGUGGAAUGCAACGAGCAUUACAGUUUCAGUGGUGUGCCAUGGCCUAUAAUGUACAUCUAUUUCGAUGGAACUCGCAUGCAUGGUUCAACGAUUGACAUUCCCCUCCGUCGCUUGUCCACCUCGUCCAGUAUCUUGAAGAGUAACUGGGAGAAGGCAUUCUGCACCGAGUGGAUCUGGUAUUGGCAGGACGAGACAGAAAAAUGGAUUGUAUACUCUGAACAGAAUGCUAAAGGCUUACAGGCGGGCAUCGACAGUGCCACCAUUGAGCAGAAGUUUGUGGACUAUGAGAGGACAAAUGGGGAGUCGGUCAUCAACUUUACCGCUGGGACUCAACGAUACACACUGGACUUCACUGCAAUGAAGCAGACUAAUGUCCGAUACGGUACACGCAGAGAAGUCCGGCGAAGACCCAAAUUUGUAGCCAUGGACGAACGCAAGAUACUGGCAAAGGAGCUUUCUAAAGCACAAACAGGCGGUGUUGUCGUGCCAACGACCUGGGAUAAUCGAGGCACACAGACAGAAAUGAAACUGGUCAGGCUGACGGACUACACCAGCCCUGAAUACACCGUCAUCGCCAACUUGUUCUGGGACACCAUGGAUAACAAGGGAACCAUCGUCUCUGUCGAGAGAAUACAAAACCUAGAGCUGUGGGAAGACUUCUACAAAAUUAGUGAACGAAUGAAGAAGAAAAAUGGCAGCAAAGCUGUCUGUACUGAGCAGCUGUUUCACGGAACGACAUCUAAAAAAUAUGCCAGCGCCAUCUGCAGUCAGAAUUUUGACUGGCGACUCAGCGGAAGUAACGUUGGUACUCGGUAUGGCAAAGGCAGCUACUUUGCCCGCGACGCUGUCUUCGCCCAUAGCUACACCAAGUCCGACGAUCUCAACCACCGCUAUAUGUUCGUCGCAAAAGUUCUGGUGGGCACCUAUACAACCGGCCAAUCAGAAUAUACAAGGCCGCCACCCAAAGACCCGCGGAAGCCACUAGAAGACCUGUAUGAUUCCUGUGUGAACGACACGGCAGAUCCCGAGAUAUAUGUCAUCUUUGAAAAAAACCAGGUGUACCCCGAAUAUCUGAUCAAGUACAGCGAGGUGUCCAGGUACCAGCCAGCACCCACACCUGCACCACGAAGCAGAGUUCCUCCAGCCACAGCCCAGCGAGUACCAGUUGGGAACCCAUAUACCACCUCUAGUUCCAGAACCCAAAGCCAAUAUGCCACAUCUAGUUCUAGAACCCAAAACCCAUAUGCCACAUCUAGUUUCGCAGCCCAAAACCCAUAUGCCACAUCUAGUUCUAGAACCCACAACCCAUAUGCCACAUCUAGUUCCACAGCCCAAAACCCAUAUGCCACAUCUAGUUCCACAACCCAAAACCCAUAUGCCACAUCUAGUUUUAGAACCCAAAGCCAAUACACAUCCUCCAGACCCGGGACCCAAAGCCCAACCACUACCCCUUCAACUUCCGCCAACUCACAGAGCGGAUACACCCGUACAUCUUCUAAUCAGUCACAACCAAAACAACAAAGCAAGUGUACCAUACAGUAACACAAAUGCAAGUACCCUCAAGUGGAAGACCAGAUGAAGGUUUAACCCUUGGUAUGUUGCUUCCAGCCUGAGAACUGUGCACAAAUACCACGUCAAUGGUUACAAUGAGAGGAGGGAUGUAUUACUGCUAUACAGACGUGAUGUUAAUGUCAAGAUGCUAUGUGUUUUGGGCAUUCUUAAUAUGAAAAUUUAUCAUGCUUACUUCUACAAUAAAUUCUUGAACAGAGCAAGCAAUUCAAUUUAAUUCAAAUAAACAUUUAUUUCCAUAUACAGCCAAUACACAAUAGAUAAUGAUUAUUCAUAAUCAUACAAAAACUAGAAAAUUACAUUAGAGACCUAAAACAAAGCACAUAUAAGGCCAGGUUCAUGCAAGAACUAUUGGUACAUGUAUAUAUAACCAUAGUUUGACUAUGUUAGCCCGAACUCUGUCUAGUCGACGAUGGGUGGACUACUCUAGUCUAGUAAAUAUUGUAACAAAAUUUGAUUUUAUUAUUGUCCCAAUUGCACCUUUAAACUAUAGAGAGUGCUUUGGCCACAGUGAUCUAUGGUAGUCAUGUAUUGCACCUGUUUUUAAGUCAGAUUAAUGCCACAAAACUAUUUCUGAGCUUAGUUUGUUCAACUUAACCUACUUAAUCCACAAUAGAUAGUAUUUGGGCUGCAGUCAAACCACAGAUGGAGCUCUCAUUGUAGUCUUUAUUAUUUACUCUCGCAGUGCUAGGGAUAUAUGUUCCUCGCCUGUAUACCUCUGCACUUUGUGUUUAUGCAAAUAUCUCCAAGCAAGAAAGACACACUGCAUCAGCAUUCGUGAAAUUCUUCGUGCAUAUUUUGACCCAGCACUAUCAAACUCCUUUGAAAGCCCAGAAGGGCGUGGACUUAAUUGUGACUGGGGCAUGGUAGUGUGCAUAGUUCCUUAUUUUCUAAGUGCCUGUACAUGUAUGGCUAGUUUAACCUUUUUUUGUGCAAGACGCAGUGUUCUUUAAUUUGCAUCACCACCACCACCAUUACACCAAAGGGUUCAUGGUCUGCAUAGUCUUGUGAGUAUGUUCCAAUUUUACCCCCUUGUACCCAGUAGUUUUUACAUUGCCUAGUAGACUACAGUGUCCCAUCGUAGUGGUCCCCAGUCUGAGUUCUUAGCUCUGUCAGUAACUAGUCAUUUAAAUUAUAUUAUUCAUAUUUGCAUGCUCUCCCCUGGUUAAUUAUUUUGUAAGCAAAGAAGCACUAAUUCAAUUUGCAUUAUU
Messenger RNA from Patiria miniata (bat star), 8599 nucleotides. RefSeq lists its product as uncharacterized. Lineage: Eukaryota; Metazoa; Echinodermata; Asteroidea; Valvatida; Asterinidae. The coding region runs from base 210 to 7361 and encodes 2383 amino acids. The record is from RefSeq and is a predicted model, not a curated record. The transcript has 20 exons. Gene Ontology annotation, molecular function: NAD+ poly-ADP-ribosyltransferase activity; zinc ion binding.